AUGGUGUCUUUUUGGCCCUUCAAGGGCGAUGACAACAGCGCCGCUUCUUUCGAGAAGAUCCUCAGCCAGCUGUCCACCAAGAUCAACAAGGUCAGCGCUCAAAACGAUCGCUUUCGCCAGAGACAACGUCGCUAUAAGGUGCUAUGGACGCUUUACUCAACAUUCGCGUACAUCCUCAUUGCCGCAAUCCUCACGCUGGUCACGGGCUGGGAGAAAUGGGGCGCUGUUGAGUACAGUGCCAUGGGAGGUGGUCCUAUUCUGAUUUACAGCUUGCGAACGGUGUUGGACGCAUACUACAACUAUCGCAUAGCGAAUACCCAGACUCAUCUGAACGAUUUGUCGAAACAGCGCGAGGCGGCCAUUGAGCGGCUGAAGCAGGCCACCAAGUACAAUAGUACGCAACAGUUGCUGGAAAAGUAUGGAGGAUCACCGCCUAGCAAGCAACAGCCAUCGCCGCAGCCCAAGGGGAAGAGAAGGUCGGACAUGAGCAAUAAUGCAUCCCGAACUGGAUUUGCACCACCGCCUACAGCCAACAUUCCCAGCAGGCAGUCUUUGCCAGCACAACAACCAGCGCGUGGAGUUCCAGUCCCUGGGCCACCACCUUCUGGCCUUCCACCGCCAGCGGCUCCAGUCACGCCCAGGAUACAGAAUGUACCCGGAGAGGAAUUCGCGCCCAAUGCAUUCACAGCCUCUCAAGCCCCACCACGCGGCCCUCCGCCUGUCAGACAGGCGGCACAAUACGCGACUGAAGCUCCCAAGUGGUAUGAUCGCAUCCUCGACGUGGUACUGGGAGAUGAUGAGACCAAAUCCGAGAAUCGUAUCGUGCUGAUAUGCGCGAAAUGUCGGCUGGUAAACGGACAGGCACCACCUGGUGCAAGAACGCUGGAGGAUAUCGGAAAGUGGAGGUGCAGUAGCUGCGGUACCAUGAAUGGCCAAGAGAGCGAGGAGAACAAGAUACUCCAGCACAUUGCCACAGGCGGAGAUGGUACAACACGAUUGAACACUUCUGCCGACCCUGGCACGUCUUCCCCGACUCAUGCGGAUGAAAUCGGAGAGACGGAGAGUGAGAACGAUAGCGAGGGGUCCCGCGAGAACACUUCGCCUGCCGCUUCGACCCGCAGCAAAGCUAGAAGGUCCGGGAAGGCAUGA
This is a messenger RNA of Ramularia collo-cygni, 1149 nucleotides long. RefSeq lists its product as uncharacterized. Gene Ontology annotation, biological process: endoplasmic reticulum tubular network organization. NCBI's taxonomy places the organism in Eukaryota, Fungi, Ascomycota, Dothideomycetes, Mycosphaerellales, Mycosphaerellaceae. The record is from RefSeq and is a predicted model, not a curated record. Gene Ontology annotation, cellular component: endoplasmic reticulum tubular network. The transcript has a single exon. The coding region runs from base 1 to 1149 and encodes 382 amino acids.